AUGGCAAAGGCGGAUUAUGACUUUACAACUCGUAAUGAGCUUAAAAGCGUGAAAAUAUUUGACGAAAGGCCUGAGCUUUCCCCUACUCAAAAGAAGCUUCAGAAACAAGGAUAUUUUAUACCUAAUUCCAGAGCUGGAAUUGGAUAUCAGUCUUCUGAACCAGUCCGAAUAACUGGUAAAGGAAAAACAAAAGUUGCUAAUACAUGCCACAUUACAGUUGAAGAAAGUAAAGAUUCUGAAGAGGGCAAAAAAGAUAGAAGUCAAAGAACUUCAGUUUUUGAUCGCAUUGCUUUUUCUGUUAUACGUCCUUCAGACUUCCAGAGGGUGAGUACAUCGAUAGCGAAAGACAGUAAUCAAGUUUCAACCUGUAGCUCCAGUCGACUUUCUUCCUUUCAAAGGUUAAACACAAAUGCAAAGAAAGUACAAUCUAUAAGCCCAACUCCGACCACAAGAAAAUCUGCCUUCAAAAGGUUAAGCGUGUCAGUAACAAGAGGCCAAAAGAAAGCCUCCAUAUCCGUCUCAAACAAAUCUAGCCUAGUGACAGAAGACGAGGAAAUUCGUAGUGCAUUUCCAUCAAGAAUGAAAAGAAAGAUGUUCGUCUCAGUAAAUACAGAGGGUUCAUUGAAAGUAAAGCGACAUGAUGUUGUUUUUACUCGACCUGAAGAUAAUGAACCAGAAGAUGAAGUAGAUGUGGCAGGUUGUUGUCAUGUUACAAUAGAAGAGACAUCUAAUCAUGAUAUAUUUGAACAGGAUGCCAAAGCGGCUCCGUUAUCACUUGAGGAUGGGGGUCAAUCAAUGAUUGACGAGUUAAAAGAAGUCAAUCUUGGUACGAAAGAAGAACCUCGUCCAACCUUCAUAAGCACCCAACUUUCUGACAAUGAUGAAAAUGAGUACGUAAACUUACUCAAAGCAUAUAAAGAUGUCUUUGCAUGGUCAUAUAAGAAAAUGCCUGGACUCGACCCAAAGGUGGCCGUUCAUCGCUUAGCGAUCAAACCAGAGCAUCGGCCAGUUAAGCAAGCCCAACGACGAUUUCGACCAGAACUCAUUUCUCAAAUUGAGGAAGAGGUAAAUAAGCUCAUUGAGGCUGGAUUUAUUCGUGAAGUCAAGUACCCAACAUGGAUAGCUAAUAUUGUUCCCAUAAGGAAGAAGAAUGGCCAACUACGUGUUUGUGUCGAUUUUUGCGACCUAAAUAACGCAUGCCCAAAAGAUGACUUUCCUUUGCCUAUCAUGGAAAUCAUGAUAGAUGCAACUGCAGGGCAUGAAGCUUUAUCUUUCAUGGAUGGGUCGUCAGAAUAUAAUCAGAUUAGAAUGGCUCUAGAUAAUAAGGAGAAAACAGCAUUUCAAACUCCAAAAGGUAUAUACUGUUAUAAGGUAAUGCCUUUCGGAUUGAAAAAUGCAGGUGCUACAUACCAGCCCGCUAUGCAAAGGAUCUUUGAUGAUAUGCUGCAUAAACACAUUGAAUGUUAUGUUGACGAUCUCGUAGUCAAGUCCAAGAAGAAAUACAAUCACUUGAAAGACCUGAAGCUGGUACUUGAUCGCCUCAGAAAAUAUCAACUAAGAAUGAACCCUCUCAAGUGUGCAUUUGGUGUAACUUCAGGGAAGUUUUUAAGAUUUAUAGUGAGACAUCGCGGCAUCAAAGUUGAUCACUCAAAAAUUGAUGCUAUCCAGAAGAUGCCAAGUCUGAAGAACCUGCACGAAUUGAGACGAUUGCAAGGUCGUUUGGCUUACAUUAGAAGGUUUAUAUCUAAUCUUGUAGGUCGAUGUCAACCAUUCCAAAGAUUAAUGAGGAAGGAUGCAGUCUUUGAUUGGGACCAGUCAUGCCAAAAUGCAUUUGAUAGCAUAAAGAAGUAUCUGUUCAACCCUCCGGUCUUAAGUGCGCCUGCAGUCGGAAAACCAUUAAUAUUGUAUAUUGCGGCUCAAGAGACUUCGCUCGGGGCAUUACUUGCACAAGAAAAUGAUAAGGGUAAGGAAUGUGCACUCUACUAUCUAAGUAGAACUCUGAUGGGAGCUGAAUUAAAUUAUUCUCCAAUUGAGAAAAUGUGUGUCGCCCUCUUCUUUGCAAUAGAUAAACUGAGACAUUAUAUGCAAGCCUUCACUAUACACUUGGUGGAAAAAGUUGAUCCUGUCAAAUAUAUCUUAUCAAGGUCAUUCAUCUCGGGACGCCUCGUGAAGUGGGCUAUUAUACUCCAACAAUAUGAUAUUGUAUAUAUCCCUCAAAAAGCAGUGAAGGGCCAAGCAUUGGCAGAUUUCCUGGCUGAUCAUCCAGUUCCAUCAAAUUGGAAGUUAUGUGACGACUUACCUGAUGAGGAAGUAUUGUUUAUUGAAAGCAUGGAGCCUUGGAUCAUGUUCUUUGAUGGUGCGGCACGAAGAAGUGGAGCUGGUAUUGGCAUUGUCUUCAUUUCUCCUGAGAAACAUAUGUUGCCAUAUAACUUCACACUCGGUAAAUUGUGUUCAAAUAAUGUUGUCGAGUACCUAGCCUUUAUUAUCGGCCUCCAAAUGGCUUCAGAAUUUGGGAUAAAGUGCAUAGAAAUAUUCGGUGAUUCGAAGUUAAUCAUAAAUCAGCUCUCUUAUCAGUACGAGGUAAAGCAUCAAGACUUGAAGCCUUACUUUAGUUAUGCUAGAAGAUUGAUGGACAGAUUUGACAGCAUAAUGUUGGAGCAUAUACCGAGAUCAGAAAAUAAGAAAGCUGAUGCACUUGUAAAUUUGGCCACUGCUUUAGCAGUCUCAGAAGAUAUACCAAAAAACAUUUCCCUUUGCCAAAAAUGGAUUGUGCCUUCAAUUGAAAGUCAAUACAAAGAAGCUGAUGUGAUAUCUGUGUAUGCAAUUGAUGAAGAAGAUUGGCGCCAACCCAUUAUAGACUAUUUGGAGCAUGGAAAACUUCCCACCGAUCCUCGACAUAGAGCUGAAAUACGUAGAAGAGCUGCGUGA
Cucumis melo (muskmelon) is the source of this 2928-nucleotide messenger RNA. RefSeq lists its product as uncharacterized. Lineage: Eukaryota; Viridiplantae; Streptophyta; Magnoliopsida; Cucurbitales; Cucurbitaceae. Gene Ontology annotation, molecular function: RNA-DNA hybrid ribonuclease activity; nucleic acid binding. The transcript has a single exon. The record is from RefSeq and is a predicted model, not a curated record. Bases 1 to 2928 code for a protein of 975 amino acids.